Strongylocentrotus purpuratus (purple sea urchin) is the source of this 2728-nucleotide messenger RNA. RefSeq names its product endothelin-converting enzyme 1-like. NCBI's taxonomy places the organism in Eukaryota, Metazoa, Echinodermata, Echinoidea, Camarodonta, Strongylocentrotidae. Gene Ontology annotation, molecular function: metalloendopeptidase activity. The coding region runs from base 130 to 2589 and encodes 819 amino acids. Gene Ontology annotation, biological process: protein processing. The record is from RefSeq and is a predicted model, not a curated record. The transcript is spliced from 17 exons. Gene Ontology annotation, cellular component: plasma membrane.
UAGCUCGGCCAUAAUUUGAUAAAUAUUUCUGAGGAGAGGACUCGACGCAUCAUUCCACGAUUCAUUCCGCAUUUAGCAGGAUCUAACCAAACACGCCAAGAACAUCAUUAGUCUUUAGCUAUUAUUCAAAUGGCAAGAUGGAAGAACGUUGGUGGCGACCUUAAGUGGAGGAACAACAACGGAAUCCUCAUGACAGCACUCGGAGAUAAAGAUGCAGGUCAGCCAAUGCUCGGUUGGACCGAGGAUCAGGAAGACGAUUAUUAUAUAAGACCUGGUUUGAGGCAUCCCAUAGGCAGAAAAAAGAAGCGGUGUUGCAGGUUAGCCAUCAUGACGCUUGCAGCUUUCAUUUUACUUGUCAUAAUUGGCACCUGCAUAAUAGUUUUCACAUCCAAGCACUAUGUGAAGCCAUGCGCAGUAUGUGAUUCGGUGGAGAGUGCAAUGAACUUGAGCGUGGAUCCUUGCCAGGACUUCUACGAGUAUACCUGUGGUAACUGGGUAGCCAACGUGAAAGUACCAAACGGAUACUCCAAGUGGGGAGCGUAUCAAGAAGUCUACAACAAGAAUAAAGAUUUACUUUUAAAGCUUCUUGCAGAGGAUGGAUAUGAAUACAAUGGAAAUCACAGUGAAGCCCUGAGGAAAGCCAAGGAUUACUACCAUGCUUGCAUGAAUGUGACAGCCAUUGAGCAAGCAGGCUCAGCACCACUGAAACAGUUGUUGAACCAGCUUGGUGGCUGGAGCAUCCUACCACGGAACACACCUGGUAUCGUCGAUUGGGACGAAACCUCAUUCGACCUUACCCAAGCUGUAACAUCGGUCCAUCUUUUAAAUGGGUCUCCUCUCUACCAAGUGGGGAUCAUUCCUGAUGAUAAGAAUACCAGUGUCAACAUCAUAACGUUCGUCCAGGAUGGGAUAGGCUUCAAUCCAAUUAAUCAGUUUCACUCUGAUAAUGUUCGAACACGUGAUGAAGCAUAUGCAACACUUGGAGCAAAAGUGGUGGUGCUUCUCUCUCUUACUGACGAUGAAAGUGUAGUCUUAGAUAAUAUAACAAGCCAUUCCACUUAUGCACCUGCCUUAGAAAGGAUGAGAAAAAUAGUCUACUUUGAAGCUGAUAUCAGAAGAAAAUUCAUGCCUACGAAUCGAGACCCGGCCGAAGCAUACAAGAAAGUUACUGUGGAAGAGUUUGCUUCUAUUAUACCUCAGAUCAAUAUGAGCUAUUACUUGAACGAGAUCUUUGCCACCACAAUACCUUUAGAACGGAAAAUCUUAGUACCUACCUUCAACUAUUUUGUCAACUUGAAUUAUCUUCUGAAGCGAACUGACAAAAGAAUUCUUGCUGACUACCUGACCUGGAAUGCAGUCAAACCCAAGCUCGAAUUCCUCCCCAAGAUCUAUGAAGACAUCGUUCUAGAGUACAGGAGCGUCAUCAGUGGACCCAACACCACUAGUAUUCCUCUUUUGCAGAAGUGCUUGCAGAGAACCGACGAAACAUUCCCAUUUGUGACAGGGGCCCUCUUUGUUAGAGAAGUUGUCACUCCACAGCUCAUAAAUGAGACCCAGGACUUGAUCCAUUACAUACAAGAUGCCUUCAUGGGAAACCUACACAAUGUGACUUGGAUGGAUGACGCGACUAAAGAGGCUGCAGAGGAGAAAGCUUAUGCAAUCAAACGUAAGAUAGGAUUCCCAGAUUGGAUCGAAGACACUGUCCAGUUAGAUGCAUACUUCAAAGACAUAGACAUAUCAGCAUCCAGUGUAUUCCAGAAUUCCCUGAAUGUUGUGCGAUAUCUUCUGCAAAAAUUGAGGGGCCUUCUUGAUGAACCGGUUGACAAGAAUGAAUGGCCCGCGAGACCAACACAGGUGAAUGCAUUCUACUCACCACAAUUCAAUGAGAUGGUCUUCCCUUCCGGUAUACUCCAGGCUCCAUUCUAUGAUGUACCACGUCCAAUGUCAAUGAACUUUGGAGCCAUUGGGAUGGUGAUGGGUCAUGAGUUGACCCAUGGAUUUGACAACCACGGUCGUGAGUUUGACAAGGAUGGGAACCUUAGAGACUGGUGGGGUCGCGCCUCCGCUCUAGCCUAUACGAAAAGGACAGACUGUUUAGUAAACCAGUACUAUAGCUACAAGAUGGAAAUUUUGGGCUACUUGCGGCAGGUGGAUGGUGUACGCACACUAGGUGAAAACAUCGCUGAUAACGGCGGUUUGAAGCUUGCUUAUCAGGCCUAUCACAAGUGGUGUGAGACGUUCAACGACACUAUGGGUCUGCUGAGUGGUCUAGGUCUGUCUCAUGAUCAGCUCUUCUUUGUGGGCUUCGGCCAGGUGUGGUGUACUUAUGCUACACCUCAGUAUACAGAGAUGUCCAUCUUGGCGGAUACUCAUUCACCUGAGAAGUUCAGGGUUAAUGGUGCUGUUUCAAACAUGCCAGUAUUUGCUGAUGUCUUCAACUGUCCAUCGGGGACCCCUAUGAACCCGAAAAGAAAUGUGAAGUUUGGUGACCGACAACAAGCUGAAGUAUGGGCAGUAAUAAUAAAGAGAGCCUACGAGAGCUUUAGGACACAAAACGUGCAAGCAAACCAAAGUGUCCUUUUGCUGUGAAAAAUGGACUCUCCCAUGAAUUUGUUAUUGCCCAUUGCCUUAUGAAAAAUAUAUUGCCUUGAUCAUGUUUACAAUGCCACCAAGUUUAUAAACCUGUUUAAAGAUAAACUUGAGUUCUGGUAAAAAAAAGAAAAUGAAU